Trachymyrmex cornetzi is the source of this 1200-nucleotide messenger RNA. RefSeq lists its product as uncharacterized. Lineage: Eukaryota; Metazoa; Arthropoda; Insecta; Hymenoptera; Formicidae. The transcript has 4 exons. The coding region runs from base 67 to 1200 and encodes 377 amino acids. The record is from RefSeq and is a predicted model, not a curated record.
AAAAGUUAAUGUCGAACGAUUCUGAGAUGUCAUCGCUAUUUCAUUCUUUAACCUGAAAAGAACAAAAUGAAUAAUGCAGGAAUUGGCUUUAUUUUAAAUUUUGCUUGGGAUAUAUUUUUUGAUGACACUGAUAACGAAGAUGAAAAUGUCAAAAUUCCAAGAGUUUAUCAAUAUGCAGAAGAAAUUGUCCCUCGUUUCUCCGAUAGAACAUUUAAAACACACUUCCGAAUAACACCGAAUACGUUUGAAGAAUUGCUCACAAAACUUAAUAGCACUGAAGACAAUAUAAAUGUUGGAUGCAAACCUCUUCCACUUAUAAAACAAUUAAUGAUUACCAUUUGGUAUUUAUCAAAUAUUGAAUCUUUCCGAUCAGUAGCUGAUCGCUUUGAUAUCAGUAAAAGUACUUGUUGGGAUAUACUUUAUAGAACAUGUAAAAGUCUUUUAAAAGUUAAUAUCACAUAUAAAAUUAUAUCAUGGCCAAAUAGAGAACGUGCUAUAACAAUAAUGAAACAAUUUCAACAAAUUAACGGGUUUCCAAGAAUUAUUGGAGCUAUCAACGGAUUGCAUGUCCGUAUAUUAAAACCAAAGAAUCAUCCAAAUUCUUACUGCAACAGAAAAAAUUACCAUUCUGUACUUCUACAAGGAGUCUGCGACAGUGAAAGAUCAUUUCUAGAUGUCUAUGUUGGAGAACCUGGAUCCAUUCACGAUAUCAGAUUAUUUAAGAAGUCUGAUUUAUAUGCAAAAAUAAAAAAUUCAUCAAUUGAUUUUCCUAAUGAUAGUCACCUAGUGGGAGAUUUGGUCUAUCAGUUAUCUCCAUAUCUUCUAGUAGGUUUCAAAGAUGUUGGUGGGUUAACUAACCGAGAAAAAAAUUUUAAUAAAAAAUUAUCACAAUGUCGUGUGAGAAUAGAGAAUGCUUUUGCAUAUUUAAAAGGACGAUUCAGACGCUUAAAGUAUCUUGAAACAGUUAGAUUAGAUUUAAUUUGUCUAUUGAUAGUAUCCGCAUGUAUUAUGCACAACAUCAGUAUUUUAAAUGGAGAUUUACCUGAGGAACUUGUAGACAAUAUGGAGGUAAGGGAUAUAAGAGACUAUGAAUUUAUUGCAAACAUAAAUGAAGAAGAAGGAAAUAAUGCAGGCAUAUUGAAAAGAAGAGAAAUUAUGAAUAUUCUUCCAAUAGAAAUAUGGGAAAUAUGGAAUGAAUAA